Maniola jurtina (meadow brown) is the source of this 3982-nucleotide messenger RNA. It is a transcript of the gene M6, whose product is annotated as neuronal membrane glycoprotein M6-b. The transcript has a single exon. Gene Ontology annotation, cellular component: plasma membrane. The record is from RefSeq and is a predicted model, not a curated record. Gene Ontology annotation, biological process: neuron projection development. Lineage: Eukaryota; Metazoa; Arthropoda; Insecta; Lepidoptera; Nymphalidae. The coding region runs from base 168 to 917 and encodes 249 amino acids.
UGACUUGAGUCUUGACAUGUUUGACAGAUUUUUGACUCAUUGGCGAUUUUCGAAAGUUAUUUUAAAAAUAAACCUCGCGAAUUCGUAAUCUAAAAGUUAAACUCUGAAAGUGAAUUUUGAAAAUUUACAAUAGUUAUAAAGUGAAAUAAGAGCUAAACAGAAAUACAAUGGGUGACGGAUGUCAAAGAUGCCUUACGAGGGUUCCUCACGCCACCCUAAUAGCCACAAUAAUGUGCUGUUUGGGCGUGGGGGUGUUUUGUGGUACAAUGUAUCGAGGUUCUGCGCUUUCGAUAUUAAUGUUUGACGAAGUGUUUCACUUUCGAUUGAUUUGGAUUGAAGCGCUUCAAAUGAUUUUCAUCGUAGGCAGUGCUUGCAUGGCGGCGUUAGGAUUCAUGUUGCUGUGCCUCGGAUGUCUCACGACAGGUGCUACGAGACAAAAGGUAUACCGGGCGUGGAGAGCCCGUGUCGGCGGCCGUAUAUCAUGCGCAGUCUUCAUGAUUAUUACAUACAUACUAACAUUCGUAUGGUUAAUAUUACUUGGCUUUUUAGUUAUAACAACAUUCCUUUUCACGAUAUUCUGGAAACUCUGUUCGAAGCCGAAAAACAUCGAACUAUCGACUUGCAUUGACUUUACCCAAUUCGAUUUCAUGUUUCCGUCAUCUGUAAGGCAAGAAGAUUUAAGGAUUUGUGAGGCGCACAAGAUAAAGCUAUUUUGUAAAGAUUAUGUGGAGAAAGCUGAGUUUAUGUUUAUCCUGGCUAUGGUGUCAUGCUUGCUUGUGAUAUUGAGCUUGGUGCAUUACUUGAUGUGCUUAUCUGCGAAUUAUGCACAUAUCCGAGACCAUGAGAAGUUCCAGGAGUUGCAGGAGCUCCAAUAUCUCACCAACCCAGACUUACACGCUUCUAAGGAUAGAUUCUAGUAUAUGGCCCGUGCGCCAUUGCUGCGCUCGCUCGAAGCCACUACCAAGAUGUGACAAAGCAGAAAAGUAACUGCAUUUUAAAAUGUCAUAUUUGUGUUCACAGAUCAAAAUUAAACAUCAAAAGACUGAUAUUUUGUGAAUGAUGAUAAAACUGCCAGAACCCAGCAGUAAACAUUACACAUCAAGCUUUAGAUAACCAGCAGCUAUGCUUUGUGUUAAGCUCAAUGUGUAAUAUUUAAUGUAGGUUGCUGUAAAUUGAUUACUGUUUUUUAUAUAUUUGAAACCCAAUGUAUUUCUUUUUAUUUCUUGCUGCAACAUAACAUUCCUUUAAGUUUACAUUGUUAAACAAUAUUUUGACAGAAUUUUAUUUACGUAAUUAAAUUUAGUUAUUGACUAUGGUAAGCAUUACUGUAUUAAAUUUUUGUUUAUUUACACAGUCCAGUUCUCUUUGUUAGAAUGUAAGUAGGUUAAUAUUGAUAUGUGUUUGAUCUAGAUUCCUCCAUUUUCAGUUCAAGUUUAAUGAUAAAAGUUGCAUCUAACUACAAAUUAUUGAAGUCCUCUUGCAUAUCAGAUGUAAUAAAAGGCCAAGUGGGCUACACUUACAGCAAUACUUCUGUGAAUUAAAAUUAACAAACUAUUAUACUCUACUUGUGCAACCAAUUUUGCUCUUAUUUAUUUAUUUGUGUAUUAGCUUAAAACUAAAACUUAUACAAUAAAACAAUGUGCAUGGAGGACACUUUAUCACUACUGGAUAAAUUUCUUCCUAAAAUGUUUAAAAAUUAAAUUUUGAUGAUGCUCAAAGUGUAACGUAACUAACAUAACUUUAACUGUCUGAUGUGCAACUGGUGCUUAUUAUCUUUUUUAUUGUGUUACAAUACAGAAAGUUUAAAAUUGAAGCAUUGUUAUUGUAUAUUUUGGUAGUAUUUAUACAAUAGAAUGAAAAUUUUUGAAGGAAUUGGUAGUGGACUCUUUUAAUAUUGUAGUUGUAAGGUGUUUUAGGUAAAAGUAGUGAAGAGAUAUCCUCUCACAACGAAAGACAGCAGUUAUAUUAUGUAAUUAAAGCACAUUAUUUCUUAACCUACUUUUAUUAUGAAAUAAUGGGCAAUAUCUCUCAAAUGUUUUUUGAUACAAAAUCAUUAGAUAUGUUUUCUCUAAGAAAUUUUUCUAAGUAUACUUGCAGUAGUUUUUGAUAGGAUAAGAAUAUGUUUUCAAGCCAACUUGAAUCGUGAUUCCCAAUUAAUUGUUCAAUGUUUAGUACAAUAAAAUAUAGAUUAAGAGCUGCACAAGAUUUAUAUAACAUAGCUGUAAGUUUUUAAUAUUAGUGGUCAAUUAUGACAAUCUAUGACUUCAUUAUAUUGGUAGGUAUAAAGUCAAUCUUUUGAGACAUAUUUUACAAGCUUAGAUUUUGUGAAGCAAAUUGAAUUUUAUACAAGAAAAUUCCCACCUAAAUUUAAAAUUGCAGCAGCUAUUUAUAUUUGAUAAGACUUUAUUUUGGUGCAGUGAUACUUAGGUAUUUUUAUUUAUUAGCUAUAAAACUAGGAACUUUCAUUUUUGACAUAAUAAGUAUAUUGGUUUGAUUCAUAUUAAUCAUAUCAGUUUAUAUAGUUGUGAUUCAUCCCAGUGCAGUUUUGUAUGGCCACUUCUGUUAUAUCAGUUUAUUUAAUCAACUGCUUAAUUGCAAUUUAAGUACUGAUAUGAUGUCUACUCCACGAUCAACAAUUUAGUAUAAACUGCAUCAAAACUUAAUGCAGUUAACUUACUGUUGAGUAAUUAUUUUUAGUAAAAUUUUAAAAAUAAUAUUAGAAUAAUGGUUUUUAACUGACUAAUUACUGACUUGACUGUUAAAACGAAAUAAUUUUGAUGAGUUAUGACUAUUGUGGUUACAAUUUAAAUCUUCUCAUUUCUUCAAAAAUCCAUUAAUUGCAAAAAAUUAUCAAGUACAGUUUACAGCUAUAAACUCUUCAAGAGAAUUCUGUAUUAUAUAAAACUCUGGUCUUGACCAGUUCAUAGUAGUUGGAUAUUGUCAAGACAACUCAUUAGAACUCAGUUCAUAGUUGGAGUCUGUUGUACUUGAUGAUUUUUGCAAGUUAACCGACGAUUUUGUACUGUCCUCAUGUAUAUCACUAAAAGUUCUAUCAUUAAAAGUUUUUUAUCCUAACCAUUACUUUAAACCUAAAUAAUAUGAUGUCUUAGAAAAUCUGUGGCCUAUUUUCUAGAAUUUUUAACGAAACUUUCACCUAUGCUUAAAUACAAUUUUUAUCAAGCUUUAUUCUAGCACUAUACAUACAUUUAAAAGUGUUGUUUUCUAAAGAUAAAAUUUAGGAGGAUGUAAAUAUUUUUUACCUGUGGAAAACAUACCACCAGCACAAAAAUUACUGAAAAAGAAUAAAAAUAUUCAAUUAUCUUGGUUAUCAACCAAAUAAAGUUACAUCCUGCUAAAACUUAUUUUAUGGAAAUAAAACACAUCACAAAACGUUUAGAAUAUUACAUUUAAGAUUUUGUACUAAUAUUAAUCUAUAGUUAUAAGAAAUAAAAAGAAAAUAUGAUUAGCAUGGCUAAAGAUGACGAAAACAGAAAAAAUAAUUUGGUAUUGUUCAUUAUCGUUAGGGUUUUUUUUUUAAAUCUCGCCCAGUAAGUACCUACCUACGUUUCGUUAGUAUGAAUUAUAAUAUAAUAAAAAAUCUAAACUACACAUCUACCGUCAGCGUUGCGGUGAAAACUGCGAAAUAAACGAAGCUACGUAGGUAGGUGGAAAAAAUAUGUUAUUGAAACUCACAGAAAAUUAGAUUGUGCAAACUUGUACUAAGUAUUCAGGGAACUAACUUUACAUAUUGAUUACUUGUAUUAUAACGUUAACUACAAUAUAAGUAAUCACAUAGUGGGCCACUUGUAUGCCAGAUUGUAUUUUACUAGGCGACCGAUAUCUUUGUUACGGUUACUUUAUCAAUUAAUAGUUACAUACAUACUUUAGAUAAUAUAUUCUUGGUGUUAUUAUUACCUGCUAGUAUUUUUGUAGCUACUAUGUACGUCUUAAGUUUUAUAAAAAUUAAAAAUUUCGUUUUUAA